Messenger RNA from Crotalus tigris (Tiger rattlesnake), 3072 nucleotides. RefSeq names its product sphingosine-1-phosphate phosphatase 2 (gene SGPP2). Gene Ontology annotation, molecular function: sphingosine-1-phosphate phosphatase activity. Gene Ontology annotation, biological process: phospholipid dephosphorylation; sphingosine metabolic process. The transcript has 5 exons. The record is from RefSeq and is a predicted model, not a curated record. Bases 699 to 1889 code for a protein of 396 amino acids. Gene Ontology annotation, cellular component: endoplasmic reticulum membrane. NCBI's taxonomy places the organism in Eukaryota, Metazoa, Chordata, Lepidosauria, Squamata, Viperidae.
GACAUGAGGACGGGUGAGCAGAGCUUUUAAAUCGUUUCCGAGAAAAUGGCUCUGGUUAUAUUAGAAGGAGGGUAAAAUGGUGUGUGGUGUAAGAUUGUGUUAAGGGCCAAACGUUGGGUUAAGAAACUGUUUUUAUGGAGAUCACUUAAUGGGUUCAACAUGCUCCACCCGGCAACUCUGUGAGGUUGGCUGAGAACUAAUGACUUGGCUACGAUUCCGCAAUGAACUUCCGGGCUGCGGACCGGGGCUGGGCUGAACGCUGGUCCCGUAAACGCCAGCUAUAUCCAGGCGAGUUGGUAGAACUCCUCUGGAAAGAAAAAAAAAUGCCGAAAUGCCCAGGCUAGUUUAGAAAAGGGACCCCAUCUCUCCCAACGGCGUGACUUUCCGACCCUAUCCCAGGACGGGCUCCUUUCUUUCCCGGGGGGCGAAAAGAACCGGCUUGAUUACAAAACAGUGACGUCCAGAGGAGCAGCGCCGGCCCCGCAGUGAAGACGGUCACCCGAGUCCAGGGGCGACUCAGGCGCAGCGCUGGCUUCGGCUCCCGCGGAGGGGCCAGGCGGGGCGCGGCUGCACCUGUCCGCUGGGCGUCCCAAGCCCGCCCCUUCUCUCCGGUUCCUCUGCAGAGCGGCGGCCGGCCGGCGGCUCUGCCCGCCGAGCGUCCUGCCACGCCUGCCUCUCAGUUCCCACCCGGAGCGAGCAUGGCCGGCCUGAUCGGCAGCCUCUUGGGCUCUCAACCCGUAGCUGGGUUCCAGCGCCGCUGCGGGCUCUUCCCCCGGGGCGAGGAGCCCCGAGCUCAGGCGGUGGGGAACGGUAACCGCCCCCUGACUCCGCGGGACGUCCGCAACGGGCAGCGCCCGGGCGUGAGUCUGCCGACCGACUGCGCCACCUGCAACGGCAGCCCCGGGGACGGCUGGAAGGAAUGUUCACAAGAUUAUGUUGUAAAAAAUUAUUUCUACUACUACCUGUUCAGAAUUUCUGCUGCAAUGGGCCAGGAAGUUUUCUACAUCACAUUUCUUCCAUUCACUUACUGGAUCAUUAAUGCCUAUGUUGCAAGGAGACUGAUAAUUAUGUGGUCGGUAACUAUGUAUAUUGGUCAAGUCAUGAAAGAUCUUCUGAAGUGGCCUCGUCCUCAUUCACCACCUGUUGUCAAACUAGAAAAGAAGACUAAUGCAGAAUAUGGAAUGCCAUCCACACAUGCAAUGGCAGCCACUGUAAUCUCUUUCACUUUUGUGUCUGUGACUGCAAACCAGUACAAGUAUCCACUUGAACUUGGACUGUUGGGAGCCUUCUUAUUUUCAUCUCUGGUAGGCCUCAGCAGAAUUUACACAGGAAUGCACACAGUGCUGGACGUCAUUGUUGGCAGUCUAAUUUCCUUAUUUUUGACUGCAAUUGCCUGUCCUACCUGGGAUAUCGUGGAUCACUUGAUGCUCACCAGCCCUUUCUGUCCAGCAUUCUGCAUCAUUGUGCCCCUCUUUUUGUGCUACAAUUAUCCCAGACUAGAUUAUUACAGUCCAACUAGAGCGGAUACCACCACUAUUCUGGGAGCUUCUGCAGGAGCAAUUAUUGGAUUUUGGGCAAAUAAUCUCUAUGUUUCAAAUGCCGCAUCUAAAGAUGUCCCACACAGUGUUUCUUCUAUCACUAUUGAAAUCAUCUUGCUAGUGCUUGCAAAAUUUAUAGUGGGGAUUGGUCUUUUAAUGAUCACACGGCAGAUUGCCAAAACUGUUGUUCGUAAAUCAUUAUGUUCUUGGCACAAGGUUUCUAACAGUGAUGCUGUAGGUAUGCGGCAAAUAAAAAUUGAAGUACCCUAUAAAUUUAUAACCUAUUCUUCUAUUGGUCUCAGUGCUACAAUGUUUGUGCCACUAGUAUAUACAUUUUUUGGUUUAAAUUGAAUGCUAUGCAUUUGUUUUUUUAAUUGUCCAGAUUAGGGGCUGCAGAUUAAAAAUAUUUGCAAUAAAUGAGGGUUGGGGUGAUGGGAGGAAAGAAUACGCCUUUUGCAUAAACUCUUUAGGAUUACUAAUACUGGAUACUAAAGAUAGGAUUUAGUUAUGCUAGUAUUCAGUGUGAGAGAGAUGGCCACAGACCAAAAAAGAAAAAUAUACAGGAAUGGUGAUUAAUUCUAGAGUUAGCAGCUGAGAGUUACCAGCUUUGCAAGUUUGCAUUGAGGGAAACCAGUAUCAGUCUUCGACAGUUUGUAAACAUAUGUGAAUGGGAAUAAGUAUAGCCCAUGAUCUUCCUUGAGGAUGCUGCACUAUUACUCUAGGGUUUAAAUGACCCUCCCAGUCUCCAACUUAACCUUUUAUCUUACGUAUCAUAAGAAUACAGGUCUGAAUUUUCAUUUUUCUCUGAUUUGUAUUUUGAAUAAGAAGCGGUCUGAAAGAUAUUGAUUGUAUGAAGACAUAUUCUUAUAUCAAAAUACUAUAGACGUUUCUCAGGAAUGUAGCAUUGACAGCAUAAAGGAAGCAGCAUUUUACAUUGUAAUGCUAAUACAAGAGAAAGGUGCUGAGUUGUUUCUAAGUUUUUUCCUGCUUAUUCAUGUUCUAAACAUUACAGAUGAGCAUGGAUGGAUAAGGUGAUUGAUUAUAAGAAAGAACUUAUGGAGACUGAAUAGUUCAGUAAUGCUACUGAUCAAUUAUUCUUUUGUAUUCACAUUAUAUCUGGAACAGAAUACAGCAAAACCUCCAUUUCUUAGAUAUUAACAGAUUUUAGAUAAAAAAUGUUUUUGUUUGGACUUCACCUCUAUUCACUUACAUCACUAAUGUAAUAUAAUUACAUAAAUGAGGUAAACUAUAUACAUUGGAAUUUAACAGACAUCUGAAGGAUAUGCUAAAUCAUGGUUUUAUUGUAAUGACCAAUGCAUUAUUUAAUUAAGUAGGGAAAUUCUAUUUCUGAACUAUACGUUGUCUUACCAACAGCUUUGGGUUUGCUUACAUAACUGUUUUUAUGAAUAGCACCUAGUCUAUGCUGUUCAACAAGACUGCAUGUAUAUGUUCUGAUUUAUAAAUUAUACAAUUUCUAUUUUUGUAUCAUUUUACUGUAAUAUGCUAAAUAUAUAAUCUGAAAAAAUACCAUCAA